Notolabrus celidotus (New Zealand spotty) is the source of this 4075-nucleotide messenger RNA. Its product is annotated as solute carrier family 22 member 6-B. Gene Ontology annotation, cellular component: membrane. The transcript has 11 exons. The record is from RefSeq and is a predicted model, not a curated record. NCBI's taxonomy places the organism in Eukaryota, Metazoa, Chordata, Actinopteri, Labriformes, Labridae. The coding region runs from base 625 to 2244 and encodes 539 amino acids. Gene Ontology annotation, biological process: transmembrane transport. Gene Ontology annotation, molecular function: transmembrane transporter activity.
AAAUGUACACACCACAAAUAAACAAAGGGGGGCUGAUGUAGGCUUGUGACGAGGAAAGACAGAGUGUGCAACUAAUGUUAAUUAUUUGAAUAAAGGAGGUUGUCUAAUGAAAAUAAGUCGCCUUUAUGAUAACAGCGUGAGUGAGUAUUAUAUUGAAGCGUCUUUGUGGGAUUUAUUAUGAGGCUAUGGCCCUGCCCCUGAGUUACAGAUAGGCUACAUUAAACCACGCGCGCCACCAGCUGCCAUUAGUGUCUGUGGCUUUUUUCUGUUCAUCGCGUGGAAAACAUCAGUGGCUUCAAAGCAGCGGUGGCAGUUUCUUGGGUGCAUGACUUUUUCUCUCUGUAACAGCCUAUUGUUGAAAACUUAUUCAACGAGUACAAUCCUGAAGGAGAGAAGUGUCGGUGGGAGGAUGAUCUGUGUUUACAUCAGGUCAUUUCAGGACGGACAUAGGAAGGAUGCAGCAGAGUUGACCGCAGCAGCACGUGUUUGAUUUAUCUUGUUUACAUCACACUGCUCCCUAGCACCUCUCUGAUUUUAUUGUUUGGUGGGUGUCCACAGUCAAUCACCCCCCUCCCUCCAACUGGCUGAUCCACUGGAAAAUAGCCAAUCUCCAAAUUGCUCAAAAUGAAUUUCGACCAAAUCCUCUCUGCCGUUGGAGGCUUCGGCAAAUAUCAGAAAAUUUUGUACAUAUGGAUUUGUUUACCCCAGAUCCUCCUCGCCUUCCACAUGAUGGUGAGCGUCUUCACAGGAGCCACGCCGCCCCAUCACUGCCGAGGGAGCCCGAGCUCAGUAACUGGGAAACAGGCUUUAUUUCCCGCUACAUUCAGCUUGAACUUCAGCCUCUCAAACUCUUCCUGCUUCUACUCCGAGGACUUGCUGCAGGGCAACCGGACGGAGCGUGUCCCGUGUAGCCACGGAUGGGUGUACAGCAACGAGACUUUCCAGAGUACAACAGUCACAGAGUGGGACCUGGUGUGUGACAAAGCUGCACUGAACAGUCUUGGCUCAUCUAUCUAUAUGUCUGGCCUGUUGGUUGGCUCUGCUGUGUUUGGGGCCAUGGCUGACAGGUACGGCCGGCGUUUCGUCUUGCUGCUGUCCAUCGCUCUUCAGACUGUGUUUGGAGUCGCAGUGGCCUUUGCCCCCAACUUCACUGUCUAUGUGAUUCUUCGCUUUGUAGUUGGCGCCACCAUCUCUGGGAUCAUCAUCAAUGCAUUUGUGCUUGGCACUGAGUGGACCUGCACCAAGAGGAGAAUGCUAGCGGGUAUCAUCACAGACUAUGCAUUUGGUCUGGGCUACAUGCUGUUGGCAGGGAUAGCAUACUUGGUACGAGACUGGAGAAAGUUACAACUUGCCAUAUCAGUCCCUGGCUUCCUUCUCAUCUUUUAUAUAUGGGUGCUUCCUCAGUCUGCCAGGUGGUUGUUGGCCAACAACAGAAGUGAGGAAGCCAUUGCACUCCUUCGCAAGGCAGCACUUGUUAAUGGUCGUGUCUUACCACCAGUUGUACAGGUUGAGAAGAUUUUAGGUGGAGCCAAGCAAAGACAUUCAGCUGUGGAUCUGGUUCGAACGCCUCAGAUGAGGAAGAGGGCUAUCAUCUUGUUCUACAUCUGGUUUGUGAAUGUGCUGGUGUAUUAUGGGCUCUCAUUGGGAGUGUCCAGGUUAGGGACAGACCUCUACCUGACCCAGUUUGUGUUUGGGUUGAUUGAGAUCCCGGCUCGAACUCUCGUCUUGCUUGUCCUGCCCUGCAGUCGCCGAUUCUCCCUAAGCGGAUUUCUGGCUCUUGGAGGACUUGCCUGUCUGCUCAUGCUCGCUAUUCCUGCAGAUUACCCCAACGUCCUGACUGGUCUGGCUAUGGUGGGGAAGUUUGGUAUAACAGCUUCCUUUGCUGUGAUAUAUGUAUACACAGCUGAGAUAUUCCCCACUGUGCUUCGGCAAACAGGAAUAGGUGUAUCCAGUAUGUUUGCGAGGAUGGGUGGUGUGUUAGCACCUAUCAUCAAUAUGCUUCAUAACAACAGCCCUGCUACACCGCUGAUCAUCUUUGGUACCUCCCCACUGCUGGGUGCUGUCCUGGCUCUGGCGCUUCCUGAGACCGCUGGCAGACCUCUUCCUGACACGGUGGAGGAUGCAGAGAACUGGGAUGAGAGGUCGCUUUCCGACAAGAAGAGCCCUGUGAUGUCAGAGGAUAAUAGCCAAUCAGUAAGCAGCACAGAGGAGCAGGAGUUAAGACAUCUAGCAAGCAAGACCUAGCAUUGUGUGAGAGAAGGCACACUUUCCUUUAUUCACAUGCCACACAGCCUCAUCCUUCAUGCAAUAAGCUUUCAGGAUCUGAUCAAGAGCUCUAUGCAAAAACAACAAGCAUAUAUCACUCACCAAACCAGGUAGCAAGUGUGCAUGGACACACACACACACACACACACACACACACACACACACACACACACACACACACAAAGCAGGUAUUCACUCAAGCUGCCAAUGCAAAUCAACAGCCUGCCAUUUUACAAAGUUAGGUAAAGAUUCCAGAAACUCUGGAAAUAAAAGUCCUCCUUUACUACAGUGCAUUUUCAGACGUUUACAUCUUUAUUCCAGUUUCAGAAGAGGUUUGAUACAGUUUAUCUAUUAGGUUAAAGAGGACCAAUUGUUCCAUUAAAACCAGAUUGUAUAUUUGUAAAUAUUUUUUUAAUCUACAAACAUCAGGUGAAACUCAAAUAUUUAAACCUGUGCUAACUUCUGAAUCAAUACAAUUUUAGAACUUGGAAAACUUAAGCUAGUGCAACUUUCUCUAAUGCAGUACACAUAGUCCUUUGCAUUUUCACAAAAAUGGAAAGGACAGUACAACACUUUCCAUUUUCCAUUACUGAAGGAUUAUACUUUAGUUAAUUUAGAAUAAGCACUUAUAUUUUCAUUAAAUUUUUUGCCUUGUCUGUGGACUGUCUCUAUUAUAUUUGUUGUCUUUCUUUCCAUCUGCUGUAUUGAGCAAGAAACUGCCUCAUUUUCUAUGUUUCAAUUCUCAAGAUAAAAGAAAUAGUCAUGUUGAAUUGCAUGCACAGGUUAACUUUAUUAUGUCCAAUGUAGCCUUUUAUUCAGCUGAUUUGUAACAUUGUUUUGAAACCAUGGGAUGAAAAUGUGAUCUGCAUGUUAAGAGAUUAUUGAUUUCAGCAUUUGAUUCUUUGUUUUAUUAUAUUGACUCAUAAUAUGUACAAUUAUUUGCUUGUUUGACUCAGAUCUGUGAAAUAGCUUGUAAUUUUUACAAGUGUUCAAGGGCUGUUAUUGUACAUAUUAAGUGAAUCUCGAAAAAAAAUCCAGGCAUGAAUGAGAAGCACAGACCAUGUUUGUUGUUAUAGUAUUUUAUAUGCUGUGACUCAGACAAAGGGGAUGAGAUUGUUGAGAAUUUUGUAUCCCUAUGGAGGAGAAAAGUGAGGACAGAACGCUUUAAAUAUGUAUGUGGAGGGAGUAACAUACUAUUCCACUCUAUGACUUUAGAACGCAUGCCUUACUGCUGCCUACUUGGUUAGUUAGAUAAACCAGAGAUAUCAGAAGUCAUGUAAUGUCAAACAAAUCCAAUUUUUAUUGCAAUGAUUCCAGCCCAGUGCAUUUCAUCUUGACAAAUUAAAAAGAACAAGUGGAAAUGUGUCACAGAAUGUGCUUUUUUACAACUGAAAUGAAGGCACUGUCGACUUUGUGCCACCUGCAGACACACGUCAAAAUCAUAAUUUAAGAAGCAGAUUUAUUGUGUGUGAGCUCUGCAGCAUCAGAUUAACACUUGUGUCACACAACAUUAAACACAUCAAAAAAUAUUAAACACAUUGAAAAAACCAUAACCCUGAUACAUCCAAAAUAAUGUGUUAUUUUUCCUCAGGCACUCACAUAGUGGUAUUAACACAAAGAAGAUGUGCUGAUCUAUGCUAGUGUAACAUAUGUUGCAUCAGUAGUGACGCCACAGUUGUUAUCUUUCAUAGACAUAAGGAUGUAGCCAUCAUUUCCCCAGUAGGUAGACCAUGAGUUCUUUAUCAACCAGUAUGGCUCCCCAUCCAAGGUGCCAUAUCCCACUGCAAGCACAGCAUGGUCCAAGUCAUCU